Molecule: messenger RNA, 3756 nt
Organism: Liolophura sinensis
Lineage: Eukaryota; Metazoa; Mollusca; Polyplacophora; Chitonida; Chitonidae
Exons: 6
Coding region: 11-1516 (501 amino acids)
Biological process (GO): signal transduction
Source: RefSeq, a predicted model, not a curated record
UCUGCAUGCCAUGUGGAACAUCAGUGAUAUAUCGCCUACCUUCUGUCAGAGUCUAUGCGACUCGGGUUUUGUGAAUACCUUCCAGUUGACGCUUGCCAACCACUUCAAGUCUGAGAGGCCAUUUCUGAACAAUGACAGGGUGGUGUCAUAUGCUAAGUGCCUGCUGGGAAUACUGCAUAAUAUUGUACGUCAGAGAGAAGACAGUCAUUCAAUUCUAAGGCAGAAUCUCAAACUCUUCAAGCUGUUCAGUCUGUCCGAUCACUUGAUGAUUAAAACAAAGGCAACAAUGAUCCUUUCGUACAUUGUGAAAGAAUCCGAGACCAGCAUGAUUACAUCAAACCAGGAGACCAUCACCUUCAUGACGUUGUUACUGAGAAAUGCCCUCGAAUCUCCGUACCACUUCUCCACAAAGUACGGCAUCUCUGCCUGUGAGGUUCUGAAUGGUUUGAACAACUUAGCAGUCAAUGACAGUAACAAGGCGAGGAUUGUUGACUCUGGGAUUCUGCCACUAUAUGUGUCUCUCCUCCAGCCUGACUGUACAGACAGUGAACAGCUGCUAGCAGCUAAAGGUCUCUGGCUCAUCAGCUUCUGUAAAUCCAGGAAAGAUGAGUGUCUCAAGAGUGGUUGUGUAGAAGCUUUAAGUAGGUUGGAAAAAGGUGACAACGAGGCGCUGUGUCAUGCAGCCAGAGGAGCAUUGUGGGAAAUCCAGAAUAACGUCGUGAUCGGACAAGAGUUGAUUGAACCUCUGCCAGUGGAGAAAUUUGCAAGUCCGGUGAAUGUUCCCCAUGUGAUGAUCAGUUAUCAGUGGGACUCCAAACCCAUCAUGUUAAAGGUCAAGGACAAACUGAAGGAUGCUGGGUACAAAGUGUGGAUGGAUGUAGAGCAAAUGAGUGGCUCCACCCUGGAAGCCAUGGCCCUGGCUGUAGAGGGGGCAGCUGUUGUCAUUGUGGCGAUGUCCCAGAAGUACAAGGAUAGCCCCAGUUGCAGAACAGAGGCUGAGUACACAUACAAGUUAAGGAAGGCUGUACUGCCGCUACAGGUUGAGCCCAGUUACUCUCCAGAUGGCUGGCUGGGCAUGCUAGUUGGAACUCGGCUCUACAUCUCUGUUUACCACACGGAUCAAGUUGAUGCUGCUCUAGCUAAAAUAUUGUCAGAACUUGGGAACAGAGGAAAGCAGGUGUCUCCAGAUAACAGGGUCACUUUUCAGAGAACUACCCAGCAAACUGAGCAGUUGAUUCAGCAAAGUCAUCAACAGGAAGUAGGUGGAAUUCUUCCCAAUGCAGGGCUGUCAGUGGAUUGGAGGAAGUGGUCAGAAGCUCAAGUGGCAGACUGGUUGUCAAAGUCAGGAAUAAACAGACUGUCAGUAUUUCCAGAGAUGGAUGGCUCCUUGUUGGCAGAGCUGCACAGAAUGUACGACAGGGCCCCUGAGGUGUUCUUCUCCAUGUUGAAGACUGAGCUAAAGCUGCUACUGAAGGAGAGACUUCAGCUGUCUAGGGCCUUGUCUUCCCUACCAUGAACAUUGAGCUAAAUCUGCUACAUGUACUGAUGGAGAGACCCCAGCUGUCCACGGCCUUGUAUUCUCUGCCACGAACGGGUCAUGUUGUUUGCUUAUUGAAUGAGGGUUCCCCUGUUUUUACGUGCACGUUGUACAUGCUUAUUGAGCUAUGGUCUGAUGUAGUUACCUCAAUGGACAACCUUUCUGAACUAGUUCACACAGUAAUGAUUAUUUUCUUUCUCCACUGAAUAUUGAACACCAAAAGAUAUACGUGUUACAACAUAUCCAGACAUGAAAAAUAUUAGGGUGCCUGUUAAGCUUAUAUUUGAUACUAGCAUGGGGUAAAAGUGCUGAAGUUUUCUUGUUCUCUCACAACUAUUACAGGGAAUACACGCCCAGUCAUCGAUGAAUGAAAUCGAUGUAGGCCAGGCAGAGACUAGCAACUAGUAACUUUACAACUGUUUGCUAUGCUAAAUUUGUCAGUUAUCAUUGUAAUUGUUAAGAAAUUGUGUUAAUUGUGACACCAAAGAUGAAAGCAAGUGCUUAUAUGGUACAUAUAAGGCAGUAACAUGCUAAGACUGAAUUUGUGUAAAGCUCAAAACUUUGUGAGCCAAGGACCAGGGCCGAGUUUCACAAAGUGGCGCACGAUAUGUUGUAUGUCAUUAUUACCAUACCAUUGUCCUAUAUGUGCAAUUAUGGUACAUGUACUACAUCUUUGUGAAACUAGGCCCAGGACUUCAGUUGUGGUUAGUGGUUUUACUGUUCCAGACCACAUUGCUACAUGUGUACAUGUACAUGUUCACGUGAUUCAGUGGCUGUAGGUAUUUAAGUACAAAUGAUGAUACCAUUGAUGGAUGUAAUGUUUAUAAAACAAAAAAAGCUUUAGUAAAGCGAUACAUGUACAUGUUGUUGUGAGGAUUGAGCAUGUGUCUAAUAGUACAUAUUUACAAUUGCCUUCAUGUGCUGAAAUGGCUGGGUGCCUUAAUAUUGCUGAGGGUUAAAAGAUUUUAGCCUCUUUUACAAACUUGAAGCGAAACCAUUUAAGGAUUUGUUCAACUUGUAUAAUAAGGUUGUAGUGCAAGAAUAAGGUCCUGUUGGAUUCGUGGAGGCAAGGGGAAAUAAAAUGUUAAUCACCUCAAGCUUGGGAUGCAUAAGUUAGAUUGUUUCGCUUGUAGUGAUGAACUUCACCGCCAGCAAACUAUGCAGGCGAUGUUCUCUGGAGCAGACACUGUACACAGACAGUGAAAUUGCUGGCAUAUUUUCUUGCUUGUAUCUGAUAUAUUUGAUACAAGAGAGUUUCAGAAAGGACAAGAUUGCCUGUGAAAUAUGCCUUCAACAGUAAGGACAUAUUUGUCAGACUAUUAGAAAUUCACAAAAUAUGAAUAUAUGAGCGAAAAAAUCCAUUUAAUGUCUCCCCAGCUCAAGAGAAUGCCUUGUUUUGAAUCAUGAAGUUUGAUCAGAGUAUGUUCUUUUCUGAAAUGGAUUUCUUUCAUUAAACCGUAGUUAAGCCCUAUCCGUAAAGUCAAACAUAUUUAGGCCACUACAUACAUUAUUAAAAGCCAAUUACAUCAGUUUUAUACUAUGCUCGUAACCGGCUUAGGUUAUCAGUCCGUCCUGGGAUUAAGAUAGACAUCUAUCUUAAUCCCAGGUCUGUCCAAAGAGAACGGUAUUCUGGCAUCAGAUUUUCAUAUGUAAAGGGAUCGUGAUGUUAAAGGAGAGGUGAGUUUUCUGCAUCAUUAAACAGUGAAAACCAUUACAAAUAGGGACAGUUGUCCAAAAAAAACCACGUACCUUCCAGGGAUGUUUGGAGGACUGCCUGAAGCUGUGUUGUAGGGGUUAUGAUAGACUUGUUGCAGAUUUAGGGGCUGUUCAAUGUGUUUUUCCUUCAGUUGCUUGUCUACAGCUACAUAUGUUACACGCUUCUUAUUCCAAGCUUCACAUAGUACAGUACUUCUGCUAUGUCCAGACGACCGGCACUUAUUACUUAAUGUAUCACAUCAGCUAGAGGCACACCUCAAUGUUUUUCAGAUGUUAAUUAGGAAUUACUACUAGAGUACAUUUCCAUUGAGUUUUAUCAUAAUAAAAGUGCUUAUAUUUGUUUUAGGUAGAUUAUCUAAUGCUCUAUGUUAUAACGUAUGUGAUGGCAUCAUUUAGGAGCUGUACCUGUCUACAUGUAAUACGAGUGCUCCUGGUCACAUUCCAGUUUUUAAGUGCAGUAUAUUAAUAUUGCAAAUUGUGCCAUCAGUUGUACCAUGUUUUCC